Molecule: messenger RNA, 1632 nt
Organism: Histoplasma mississippiense
Lineage: Eukaryota; Fungi; Ascomycota; Eurotiomycetes; Onygenales; Ajellomycetaceae
Exons: 4
Coding region: 1-1632 (543 amino acids)
Biological process (GO): fatty acid metabolic process
Molecular function (GO): medium-chain fatty acid-CoA ligase activity
Source: RefSeq, a predicted model, not a curated record
AUGUCGUUGAACAACAGCAAUAACAACGACAAAUCGACCUCAAUUCCUUCGCUUCCUCUCCUACUAGCUGCGCGGAACCACGCUCAGAAAGAUGCCGGCAAACUCGCAAUCAUUGACACAGCCAAGGGCCAAAGCUUCACCUAUGCCCAGCUCCUGGCGGACGUUUCGUGCCUUAAGAUGCAGAUUCUGGGGUCCUUGAAGCUGGAGCUGGCAGGGGAUUUGGAGGAGCGACGCAUUGCGUUUUUGACACCCGCGGGAUACGACUAUGUUGUUUGUCAGUGGGCUGUAUGGGCUACCGGCGGACUAACCGGUUUAACCAUAACAGGCACCACCCAUCCGGCGAAGGAAAUCAUAUAUACCAUUACCGAUUCGGAUCCUUCGUUGAUCAUCCUCCAUCCCUCAUUCAGCCAUAUGAAAACCGCCAUUCGAGAAGCUUGUCCCGAUAUUCCCUUUUUUGAUCUAACCCCAUUCGUCGCCAGCACGAAAUCUCCAGUGCCCCUACCACCGUUCCACGCUUCCCUCCCCCAAUCCAGGCGCGCAUUGAUGAUAUAUACGUCCGGAACAACCUCAAACCCCAAAGGCUGCGUCACAACCCACAAAAACAUAACAUUCCAAUCGGAGUGCCUUGCCAAGGCCUGGGAAUAUACCCCGGCAGACCACCUCAUCCAUGUGCUCCCCUUGCACCAUGUGCAUGGGAUCAUCAACGGGCUCACGGCCACGCUCCUCGCCGGCGCGACAGUGGAAAUGUACCCCAAGUUCGAUCCCGCCGUGGUCUGGAGGCGGUGGUACGAUCGGGGCUCGUCGACGAUGUUCUUCGCCGUGCCGACCGUCUACUCGCGGCUUGUGGACUACUUCGAUGCGCACAUCCGGUCGACGGAGCUGGAGCCGGUUGCACGGAGGGGCACGAAGGCCCUACGUCUGGUUGUCAGUGGCUCGGCGGCCCUGCCCACACCCAUCAAGACGAAAUUCGCGGAGAUUACGGGCCAGGUGCUGCUGGAACGGUAUGGCAUGACAGAGAUCGGCAUGGGGAUUAGCUGUGGGCUCGAUAUCAAGACGAGAAUUGACGGCAGCGUUGGGUGGCCGCUGCCGGGCGUGCAGGUGCGGCUCACUAAUAAGGAAACCGGGCAGGUGGUUGCGGUGGAGACGGAGGAGGCGGGCAUGAUUGAGGUGAAAGGGGAUAAUGUGUUUCUGGAAUAUUGGAGACGACCGGAAGCUACUGCGAAGGAGUUUACCGCGGAUGGGUGGUUUAAGACGGGCGAUGUUGCUAAGCGGGAUUCGAACGGGGCGUAUUAUAUCCAGGGCCGGGCGUCAGUUGAUCUGAUCAAGUCUGGUGGUUACAAGAUCUCGGCACUAGAAGUGGAAAGGAAGAUGCUGGCAUUGGACGAGAUUCAGGAGGUCGUGGUUGUCGGGCUUGCGGAUGAGGAAUGGGGUCAGCGGGUGGCGGCUGUGGUUAAGCAGAGGUCUGGUACUCCUGCGCUCGAACUCAAGCCCCUACGUAUUCGACUGAAGGAAGAAAUGGCCUCAUACAAGGUGCCUACCGUGUUGAAACUCGUGGAUAAUAUCGAACGGAACGCAAUGGGGAAGGUGAAUAAGAGGGACAUCAUAAAGACCUACUGGCCAGAUAAAGCAUGA